Molecule: messenger RNA, 1515 nt
Organism: Tetrahymena thermophila SB210
Lineage: Eukaryota; Ciliophora; Oligohymenophorea; Hymenostomatida; Tetrahymenidae
Product: CRAL/TRIO domain protein
Exons: 1
Source: RefSeq, a predicted model, not a curated record
AUGGAAGAAGAAAGUUUUAGCAAUAGUUCAUCUUAAAAUAUAAAAAAUCAUUAGGUUCCAGAAUAUAUGAAAAAGGUUCCUGAAGAUGUAGCACAAGUUCUCUUAGAUAUUGAAGAAUUUAGGGAAAAAAGGAAAAUAAUACCAUAUUUUGCAUAAUAUGAAUUUGAUAAUUAGAAAUAAAAAAUGCAUGAAUUUUGGGGAAAAUCCAUUGAGCAAUUUAUGAAAAAGUAUGAAAAAAGUUGUAUUAUUUCUAUUGAAUAUAUUCAUUAAGUAUUCAAUUUUAAUGGAUUCUAACCUAUGAGCUUGUAAAGAGUAAUUGAAGAACUUGCCUAAGAAAAUAACUUUUCAUAUGCUGGGAACAAAUUAAAAUUAAUGAAAAUGCUGAAUUUAGACACUGCUAAAGAACUAAAAGAUCAAGAAAAGAUUAAAGAAUAUGAGAAAAAUUAAUAAGAAAAACAAUAAAAGAAAGCAGGGUUGUUCUAAAAAUUAAACAUUUUCAAUUACUUUAAGUCAUAAAAAUAAGAUGAGGAAGAUAGCAGUAUGCAAAACCCUCAAAUUUUACAAUAAAUUACUGAAAUAUAAGAAUAAAAUAAUUUUAUUGUAAGUAAAAAAUUGAUUGUGAAACACUUUAAAAAAUUCAUAGAGUUUUUAAGCAAUCAACAAUGGUAUAAUGAUCAUUUUUCUUUUGAAAGUGAUAUCUUACAAUAAGCAUCCAAGAUAAAUUUAAAUUUAGGAGAAGUUAAGCUCUUUUUAGAGUUAUUAGAAAAAGAUGGCUAAGUUAAAUACUUUGGGGACAAGGAAAUAGGAAAAAAGAUCAUCUUCUAUGACAAGGAUAAAAAAUCAUAAAUGAACGAAGAUUAUUUCACAAACUAAUCUGUUGUUUUCUAAUUAGAAUACAAUAUUUAAAUCUUAGAAAAAAAUAUUUCAAAGUAUAAUGAAAAUUUGCAAGAGUUAAAGAAUAAAAUUUUGGAAUGCAAAGAAACUGAAAAGGCAAAGAAAUAACAGUAUUUGAAAGAGUAUCUCAUUAUACAAAAAACUAUUGAAACAACUCUAAAUAAGUAACAAACUCUCAAAAAGAACAAAUUGUAAGUAGAGGAUGCAAUUACAAAUAAAAGAGUGUUAAAUGUAUUAAACUAGGGCGUUGCUACUGCUAAACAAAAUUAGGUUGACAUAUAAUUAAUGGAAGAUAUAAAAGAAUAAUUUGAAGAAAUUAAUGCUUAAGAAUAAGAAAUGACAGACAUGUAUCAAGAAUUCAAUAAGUUAGAUUAACAAUAAAAGGAGGAAAUAGAUUUGCAAUUACAACAAUAUUUAGAAGAAGCUGGAUUUCCAGCAGAGUAAAAUUAAAACUAUGCAUAAAAUAUUGUAAGCUAUAACAAUAACAUAAAUUCCUAAAAUAAUAAUGCAUCAAUUAAUUUUAAUAAUAAUAAUAAUAAUAAUAACAAUGCAAACAAAGCUAUUAACAACAACAAAAUGGAUGUAGAAGAUCCUUUAAAGCUUCUUGAUGAGUUAGCUUGA